Messenger RNA from Chara braunii, 7312 nucleotides. The record is from the annotation of a GenBank genome assembly. NCBI's taxonomy places the organism in Eukaryota, Viridiplantae, Streptophyta, Charophyceae, Charales, Characeae.
UCGGGCAACACCAACAGCAUAACCCAAUGUAGCUCUCUCUCUUGAAUGGCGCCAGGCGCCCUACCUACUCUACAGCCUAUCACUACAACUACAGCAUGGAAGCAACCAGACAACUUGACGACCAGCGAGUGAUGACGUCAACACCAAUGCCGACCUCCUCUCCACCAGCCGUCAUGGACCAGAGAUCCGGAGAAGCAGACGAGGCCUAUCAGGCCCGGAUGCUCGCCUGGAGUACCGAAACAAAUGGACGGGCAGAUGACGCAGCAACAACAGUGAAGAAGAAGGCAGAGGACGCCGAGCAGGCACGUCUGCUGGCAAUUGAACAACAGCGCCAGCAUGACGAGGCAGCAGCAAAGGCUGCCGAUGAAGAAAGAAUUCAACGUCGUGAGAAGAUAUUUAACGGAGAGCAGACCUUGCUCACAAUGGCAGUGGAAUGGCGGACCGAGGCCGAGAAUGGCAAGAUGGAGGAUAGGGAAAAUAAGAUUGCUCUACUCCUCUCGCAUCUCACAGACCUCCUGGCAACAUGCAUUACACAGCAGAAGGACAUCCAUAGCCUCGACGACACGCUGACUCAAGUCCACGGCCGCCUCCGGCAGCUGCAACAGCAACCUGUCGCCGCCCUCGAUGCAAGCUCUUCCAACACCUCCGAUCGCCUCGAGGCAUUGGAGAUGGACGUCGGCUCCCUCAAGGAUGGCAUGCAAUUACAACAGACCGCAACGCAACAGUUGGAACAGUGGAUCUGCACUGCCGCCAACCACUCGAGUUCGGAACCGCGCGAGACAGCUCCAAAGUUUGACGGGCAGGAGAUCUUCUGCGACUCGACUAAAACAGAUCCAAUUUCAUGGUUCCGCAGGUUCGAGCUCACGCUGCAGCUACACUACGUCAAAGAACACAAGCACCACGCGUACUUAUACUCCCGGUUGGGGGGCGCGUCACUAUGCGCUCAUCUCCACACGUACUUACCUUUCUAUGCACCACCAACUUCGCCGACGGAUGACGAAGUCGCGGUGGGGGACAUCCUUGCGUAUGAUACCAAGGUGGCCCGCGAGUUUCGCAAUCAGCGGUACGAUGACAACGCACCGCUCAUGUAUGUCCGCAUCCAAGUUGGGCAAGCGUCCUGCAGCGCUUUGCUGGAUAGCGGCGCGUCUCGCAACUUCAUGAGCCAAGCCUUUAUGCAAAGGGCUGGCCUUGGUGCACAAGUUCGAAGGAAGGCAAACCCGACGGCGAUCAAGUUGGUGGACAGAAGGACGCAACAACUUAUCGACCGCUACAUCGAGGCCAUACCGGUGUACUUCGCACCUCAUGCAUGCCAACCGGUGACGUUCGACAUUCUCGACACGGACUUCGACAUCAUUGUCGGAAUGCCUUGGCUUGCAAGUGCGGAUCACACGGUCGACUUCCACCGGCGGACUCUUAGCGUUCACGACGCCUUCGGCGCGGAAGUGGCGUGUACUAUUCCUCUUCCGCACCCUUCGCUUCAGUGCCAAGUGGUGACGGCCAAAUCAUUCCGGGCAACUUGCGCUUACGAGCAGCCCAAGGAAAUCGGCCUAUGUUUCCUACGGACCGCCGCAGUAGCCGACUCUUCACCCGCGGUCUUGUCUUCGGACCCCCGGGUGGUGCGGUUGCUGGACAAGUUCGCCGACAUCUUCGAGUCACCUACCGGUGUGGUGUCGGAUCAGUCGACCUCUCACGAGAUCAUUCUUGAGGCCAGUGUCGUGUCGCUGAAAGGUUGCAUCUAUCGGAUGAGCGAGGAGGAGCUUGAGGUCCUCUGCGCACAACUCAACGACUUGUUGGCCAAGGGCUGGAUCCGCCCUAGUAGCUCCCCAUAUGGAGCACCAGUUCUCUUCGUCAGGAAGAAGAACAAGGAUCUAAGAUUGUGUAUCGACUACCGCAAGCUCAACGCGCAAACCGUCAAGAAUGAGGGGCCUCUUCCUCGCAUCGACGAUCUUCUUGAGCGAUUGGGCGGCGCAAAGUAUUUUUCUAAGUUGGAUUUGAAAUCGGGAUAUCAUCAAAUCUCGAUGCGGCCGAAUUAUUGCUACAAAUCCGCGUUCAAGACGCGGUACGGGUAUUUUGAGUGGGUGGUCAUGCCUUUUGGCCUCACCAACGCCCCGACGAACUUUCAAGUGGCAAUGACCAACGAGUUUCGUGCAAUGUUGGACCGGUUCGUGCUGGUCUACUUAGACGAUAUUCUCGUCUAUAGCCGGACAUUGGAGGAUCAUCUUGGGCAUCUUCGACGAGUGUUGGAGACGCUCCGCCAAGCCAAGUACAAGGCCAACAACGACAACUGCGAAUUUGUCCGGCAAGAGCUGGAAUACUUGGGCCAUUUUGUGACACCGGAGGGCAUCAGUCCGUUAUCGGACAAGAUUCAAGCCAUCCAAGAGUGGUCGGAGCCUCGGAACGUCACGGAUGUCCGUUCGUUCCUUGGCCUCGCCGGCUGCUAUCAACGUUUCAUCAAAGGCUACUGGAAGAUCGCGGCCCACUUGACCACGCUUCAAUGCGAGGAUCGGCCGUUUGACUUCGGAGAGGAGGUGCGAGAAUCAUCUUUGGCUCUCGAAGCCGCGCAAUUAUCUGCGGAGGUCUUGCGCAUAUACGAUCCGCUUUUGCCUACCCGCGUGCAUCAUGACAUGACUCUUCCUCUUAGCCACUACUUUAUUUACAGCAGCCACAACACCUAUUUGACAGGCAAUCAACUUACAAGCUGCUCUAGUGUGGUGCCCAUAAGGGAUUGCCUUCUGCGUGGAUGCCGAGUUAUAGAAUUGGAUCUGUGGGAGAGGGGGGGAAUGAUUCGAGUUUUCCACGGACACACAUGGACAAAGGCAGUCGCAUUCGACGCUUGCUUGGAGGUCAUUCGCGAUAAUGCAUUCAAAGCAUCUCCAUAUCCAGUGAUUCUCACUUUGGAGAACCAUGUUCCACCUCGGCUGCAACCUGAGGUCGUUAAGGCCCUUAAGACAGUACUUGGGGAGUUUCUUUUCAUUCCACCCAGUACGUCAAAUGUGGCGUUUGACUCGCCUGAAUCUCUGAAAGGGAAGAUCAUAAUAUGUGACAGACCAGAGGAAGAAGAAGGGGCUGAAGGAAUGGUCAACGAUAAGAAUGCUGAUGACGAUGAUGACGAGGAGGAUGAGGACGACGAUGAAAGCAAUGUUGAAAUUCAGGAUAGAGGGAUCGGUGAAGUAACCCAAAUUUCAAGGACUUCUGUGGUUUCAACGGAUGCAAACAAUUCCUCAGUUGACGAGGUCUUCCAAGGGAAGGAUGGCAGAGAGGCAGAGGACAAAGUAUCACCUGCUGAAGCCCUCAAGGAGGCAAUAUAUAUUAGCUGCUUCAAGCCGAGUGAGCUGAAGGAUAGAGGCAUCCAGGAGCAUGAUCCAGCAUACAUGCUGAAUCAGGCGGAGAUCCUUGGUCUCGACAACUCGGUAGCUAACCUCCAAGACCGCCUUCAGCGGGUGGAGCAGCGACCAGUCGCCGUCGCCGACGCAGGCUCUUCCAAUACUGCCGACCGCCUCACCGCAUUGGAGAUGCACGCCGGCUCCCUCCAGGACGACGCACAAUUACAGCAAACCACGACGCAACAAUUGCAGCAGCGGAUCUGCACUACCGCCACAACCUCGAGUCCGGAGCCGCGCGAGACAGCUCCUAAGUUCGAUGGGCAGGAGAUCUUCCACGACUCAAUCAAGACAGAUCCGAUUCCAUGGUUUCGCAAGUUUGAGCUCACGCUGCAGCUCCACAACGUCAAGGAAAACAAGCACCACGCUUACUUGUACUCUCGCUCAGGGGGCGCGUGUCAGGCGUGGUUGGACAACUUGUUGUCCAAGUACGGAGUGGUAGCAGCGGACUUGCACACCAUGAUCUGUUGGGAUGAUCUGAAGGCGGCGUGGCACAAGCGGUUCCAAGUGGAGCCGCCAGAGAUCAAAGCCAUGGACAAGCUUAUGCAACUUCUCGACCGUUACAUCGAGGCCGUAACGGUCUACUUCGCACCUCAUGCAUGCGAACCGGUAACAUUCGAUAUUCUCGACACGGACUUCGACAUCAUUCUGGGAAUGCCUUGGCUCGCAAGUGCGGAUCACACGGUCAACUUCCAUCAGCGGACUCUUAGCGUUCGCGACGCCUUCGGCGCGGAAGUAGCGUGUACGAUUCCUCUACCGCACUCUUCGAUCCRGUGCCAAGUGGUGACGGCCAAAUCAUUCCGGGCGACUUGUGCUUACGAGCAGCCCGAGGAGAUCGACAUAUGUUUCCCACGGACCGUCUCGGUAGCCGACUCUUCACCCACGGACUUGUCUUCGGACCCUGGUGUGGUACGGUUGCUGGACGAGUUCGCCGACAUCUUCGAGUCACCUACCGGUGUGGUGCAGGGUCGGCCAAUCUCUCACGAGAUCAUUCUUGAGGUCGGUGUCGUGCCGCCGAAAGGUUGCAUCUAUCGGAUGAGCGAGGAGGAGCUUGAGGUACUCCGCGCACARCUCGAYGAUUUGUUGGCCAAGGGCUGGAUCCGCCCGAGUAGCUCCCCAUAUGGAGCACCAGUUCUCUUCGUCAGGAAGAAGAACAAGGAUCUACGAUUGUGCAUCGACUACCGCAAGCUCAACGCGCAAACCGUCAAGAAUGCGGGGCCUCUUCCUCGCGUCGACGAUCUUCUCGAGCGGCUGGGCGGUGCGAAGUAUUUUUCCAAGUUGGAUUUGAAAUCAGGAUACCAUCAAAUCUCGAUUCAGCCAAAUGAUCGCUACAAAACCGCAUUCAAGACGCGGUACGGGCAUUUUGAGUGGGUGGCCAUGCCUUUUGGCCUCACCAACACCCCGACGACAUUCCAGGCGGCGAUGACCAAUGAGUUCCGUGCAAUGUUGGACCGGUUCGUGAUGGUCUACUUAGACGAUAUUCUCGUCUACAGCCGGACAUUGGAGGAUCAUCUUGGACAUCUUCGACGAGUGUUGGAGACGCUCCGCCGUGCCAAGUACAAGGCCAACCGCGACAAGUGCAAAUUUGUCCGGCAAGAGCUGGAAUACUUGGGCCAUUUUGUCACACCGGAGGGCAUCAGUCCGCUAUCGGACAAGAUUCAGGCCGUCCAAGAGUGGCCGGAGCCUCGGAACGUCACGGAUGUCCGCUCGUUCCUCGGUCUUACCGGCUACUAUCAGCGCUUCAUCAAAGGCUACUCCAAGAUCGCGGGCCACUUGAACAAGCUUCAGUGCGAGGAUCGGCCGUUUGACUUUGGAGAGGAGGCGCGGGGAUCAUUCCUCACUCUCAAAGUCGCGCUAUUGUCUGCGGAGGUCUUGUGGAUAUACGACCCGCUCGCGCCUACACGUGUCACUACGGAUGCAUCAGGCUAUGGCAUUGGUGCAGUCCUCGAGCAACAUGAUGGUGUGGACUGGCACCCGGUCGAGUACUUCAGCAAGAAAGUGCCACUCGUGCAUUCCAUUGACGAUGCACGCAAGAAGGAGCUCCUCGCCUUCGUCCACGCGCUCAAGCGGUGGCGACACUUCCUCCUUGGUCGAAGCCAAUUUCGAUGGGUAACAGACAACAAUCCGUUGGUCUUCUACAAGACCCAAGACACCGUCAACAGCACCAUCGCUCGAUGGAUGGCUUUCAUCGACCACUUCGACUUCUUUCCCGAUCACAUUCCCGGGAAGUCGAACCGUUUUGCGGAUGCUCUCUCACGGCAUCCGGAUCAUUGUGCCGCAGUCUACUCGACCUUCGAGAUUGACGACGACCUGCGGAACAGCUUCAUCCGCGGCUACCAAGCCGACCUCGAGUUUCGCGACAAGUACGCGAAUUGCUCCUGGCCUAAUCCGGCCCCUUCUCACUACCGGUACCAGGAGGGGUACUUGCUUGUCCACACGCGGGGGAAGGACCUUCUUUGCGUACCAAGUGAUCCUCAUUUGCGUACACGGCUUCUUGGCGAGUUCCACGACGCUCCCGCCACCGGACAUUUUGGAGUCAAUCGCACGAUUGGCCGACUUCGCCAGCGAUUUUGGUGGCCCGGCCUUCUCGGCGACGUCACGCGCUAUUGCAAGUCAUGCGAGGUUUGCCGACGCUGCAAAUCCCGCAACCAUCGUCCCUACGGCGAGCUACGACCAUUGCCAGUCCCGUUGAGGCGAAGGGAAGCGAUUGCCAUGGACAUCACCGGCCCGUUCCCCAAGCACAAGACCAGAGUGGAUGGGAUUCUCACGGUGGUCGACCGACUCACCAAGUUCGCCAUAUUUUUGCCUUGUCGCUAUCAUGCCAAGGCACCGGAGUUGGUCGAGGUUCUAGACGCCGGUUGGAUUCGCACCAAGGGUUACCCCAAGGAGAUCGUGUGCGACCGCGACACUCGGUUCAUGUCCGAUUUUUGCUUCGCGCUCAUCAAGCGAUGGGGCUCAUCUCUCAAGCCCAGUUCAGCUCGCCACCCUCAGACCGAUGGCCAAACGGAGAGGGCGCAUCAGACCGCACAGGUUCUCCUUCGCACUCUCAUCCGCCCCGACCAGAAAGACUGGGUUGAGCGACUGUCGGACGUUGAGUUGGCCUAUAACUCUUCCAUCCACCCGGCUAUUGGGAUAUCGCCCUUCGAGUUCGAGCACGGCUCACCGGUCACGUCACCGUUGGACACGAUUACUCCACGCACGGCCGAGAGCGACGACCAUCUUCUUUUCUUGCGUCGGAUGCAAGAGCUUCUUGUCAAGGCACGCGACCAGAUGGCUAAGACGCACCAACAGGCAAAUCGCCAGCAUCUUCCUUGUCCAUUCCGCGCCGGAGACCUCGUCUGGGUUUCAGCAGCGGAAUUCAGCCUUGAACAAGACGUCUCUCGCAAGCUCCUCCCGAAAUGGAUGGGGCCUUGGCCGAUCAUAGAGCCCGCUGGGGACGCACCCGAAGGACCCUCCUUCAUGAUUCAGGUGCCUAGCGACGUGCCUGUCUACCUAGUCUUUCAUUGCUCCAAAUUGGCUCUCUACACGCCAGCGGAUCAUGACGACUUUCCCGGGAGACGGACGCAAGACCCACCUUCUAUGGAUGGUUUUCAGGAGGUCGGCGACAUCAUCUCCGAGCGACGUUUUGGCAACAAGCCACCUGAGUAUUUGGUGCAUUUUGCCUACUGCACACAUCGAGCUGACCGUUGGUUAACCCGUGCGGAACUGCAAGCGACAGCUCCAGACGUUCUCGCACGCUACGAACGCAAGAUGCAGGGCAAGCCGGUUUCUUCGGCUUCACGCCACGCCCUCGUCCAGGUUCCACCUUCAGAUCGACGGCUUCGCCCUCGCCCCGGCUUGACUUCAUAAGGAGGGGGGGGUGUUACAUGCAGCGCGUGCACACACGGGCCAUUUUGCAGGCCCGACAGCGUUCAGGCCAAAAGCCUGAACUU